UUUCCACUAAUCACUCGACAAAUGUAAUCAAAUUCUUUCCAAUGUCGCUUGGCACAUAGUCACAUAGGGUAUUAUUUUAAACGAAAAUAAUCUUGAUAUAUGGGUAUUAUGUAUAAUAGCAAUAAUGUGCAUGUUAAUGGUACUCAAAAUUUAAGUCUCUCGUUGUAGUCAGCUAAACGCGGCAAAACUGCAACUACAAUAUAACCUUAUUAUUUGUGCCGCUCUCACCCCCUUCCCCUCAGCAAUCGUGUCCCCACCACCUUCCGGUUAUGUACAUCGUACAUGGGUCACGGGUACCCCUUGAACAGUUGCGGCGAGGGUGUUAGGAAUUAGGCGGGAUGCCACCCCUACCCCUAUGAUGGUUUAGUGAAGGGGUGGAGCGGGGAGGAAGUACCGACGUACUGUACGUUACGGCGGAUUCGGCGCUCUGGCGUUUUGAUUUUAGGGUGGAACCUCUGUACGGCCGUCAGUGGUACAAGAAGUGCUUGUUGUGUCUCCAAAAAGCUCAAUACACAUCGCGUUGUGGUUUAUUAUGCCGACGGUAAAAAUACUAAUUCGUUCGUUAUGCGUUCGGUGUGAUGACAAUAAUAAUUGUUGAAAGCAAACAGUUUCGUGCUACUCGUAGGGCGUCGGUGCAGUAGGUUUUUUCUACUACUAUUAUUAUUAUUAUUAUUGAUUUUUCAAUUUGUCGUCGGGUUGAUGAAUACUUUCGCAUAUCGCGUACAACGUGCCCGUUCGUAUUUUUGUGACGGGUUGUGCGUUUACGUAUUCGUUGAUAACUUAUCUAGACUAUCUAAUUAAUGUUAAUUCUUUACACGCGUUUUACACUUUUGUUUAAAUUAGAACAUACUAUUACUUAGCGAAAUCUAGUGACUUUAUCUACUAUAUUUAUUUAUUAUAUUAUAUAUCAUCAUCAAUGAAAUUGACAUUCAUGGAUGAUCGAAUCAAUUAUUAUUAAUACUCUAUUCUAGUUUAUUUAUCUUGAGUCAUUAGUCAAUUAUAUGCAAAUAUUUCUUUUUUUUUUUAACAUAUAUUCAUGAAUUAAUAAUAAAUUUCUAAGGGGCAGUAAUUCCGGUUUAUUUUCACUUACCUGUUUACCAUAUUUUAAAAUCUAGAAAAGUUUUCCCGACUCUUUAGAUUUACGUUUUACCUUAUUUAACGUUUAUUCGGCAAAACCUAAUUAUACUUAAUAUACUUAUUUUUAAACACAUAUUUUUUGAGUUUUAUAAGAAUUAAAAUAACUUUUUGAACUUAAAAAAAAGUAAAAAGAAUUAGUCUAUUAUGGCUUGGGGCUACUGGAGCGCAUCUACUGUUUCUGACCGAGGCAAGUCACCAAAACGACAAUCGUCAUCUUUGGGUUUUUAUAACCAUCAUGUACCUAUUUCCACCCCAGCUCCUCCAUCUACAUCGUACUACCAACAUCAGUCCUUGCACAGCACUAGUAGUUUUGGUUCCAUAGAAGAUGAUGAUUAUCAUCAUACAUCCACAUUCUACCGUCGUCCUUCACUUGGAGAUAUAGAAUUCACAGGGCCGGGUUCAUUAUCUCUAUUGUUAAAUCAAGCUAUUCCUCCUUCUCGACCUAGAACACCACCACCACGUCAUUUAUAUGCUCCACCUACUUCACUAAGUUUGCCGGAUUCGUGUGGAUCGACAAUGGCUAUGCGACAAAACAUAAAUUGUUUUGGUUACCAAUCUACUCCUAUUGUACAACAUUAUCCUUGCAGUGUUCAUGACCCAUCACCAUCUCCUUCUAUAUCUGAUGAUGAAGACCAUGUUUACGCCACAGGUAACAAAUACAAUGUUUUUCCUAAUGUACCACAAGCACCAGGAAUGCCUUGUCAAGGAGAGGAUCGUAGUAUAUACAGACGUGGGGCCAGAAGGUGGAGAAAAUUAUAUCGUGUGAAUGGACAUAUUUUUCAACCUAAAAGGUUUAACAGGCGAGCAUUUUGUGCAUACUGCCAUGAUCGAAUUUGGGGAUUAGGACGACAAGGAUUCAAAUGUAUUCAAUGCAAACUGCUUAUCCACAAAAAAUGUCAUAAGCUAGGUAAAAAAACUUGCACCAAUGAUCCUAUAGGUAAUGAAGACACCAAUGGUGGUGACUCACAGACGUCUCUAAGUACACCUAGCUCUGAUACUGCUUUACCGGAUUUAAAAGAUUAUUCUGAUCAAAAUUCUGUUAUUGAUCAAUUAGCUGACUCUGUACCCAUUGAAGAUCCACAAGCUAAAACAGGUGAUGAAGAUGUUGGAGUUUCACGUCAAUAUUCUAUUGCCGACUUUGAGCUAAUUAGGGUUAUUGGUCGUGGAAGUUAUGCAAAGGUGUUAAUGGUUGAACUCAAAAAAACAAAAUGCAUCUAUGCUAUGAAAGUUAUAAAAAAAGCACUUGUUACAGAUGAUGAAGAUAUUGAUUGGGUACAAACAGAAAAACAUGUUUUUGAGACUGCUUCUAACCAUCCAUUUUUGGUCGGUCUCCAUUCUUGCUUCCAAACUGCCAGCCGAUUAUUUUUUGUGAUUGAAUUUGUUCGUGGAGGUGACUUAAUGUUUCAUAUGCAAAGGCAAAGACGACUGCCUGAAGAACAUGCCAGAUUUUAUGCAGCAGAAAUUAGUUUAGCUUUGAAUUUUUUGCAUACUAAAGGUAUAAUAUAUCGAGAUUUAAAAUUGGAUAAUGUACUACUUGAUCAUGAGGGCCAUAUAAAAUUGACGGAUUAUGGAAUGUGUAAAGAAGGAAUAAGGCCUGGAGAUACAACUUGUACAUUCUGCGGUACUCCAAAUUACAUUGCCCCAGAAAUUUUAAGAGGAGAAGAUUAUGGAUUUAGUGUGGAUUGGUGGGCUUUAGGAGUUCUUUUGUAUGAAAUGUUGGCUGGCAGAAGUCCAUUUGAUAUUGCUGGAGCAUCAGAAAAUCCUGAUCAAAAUACUGAAGACUAUCUAUUCCAAGUUAUUUUGGAAAAAACUAUUCGUAUUCCAAGAUCACUUUCCGUUAAAGCAGCUUCAGUUUUGAAAGGAUUUUUGAAUAAGAAUCCUGUGGAUCGUUUGGGUUGCAAUCGAGACACUGGCUUCUAUGAUAUUAUAACUCACCCAUUCUUUAAAUCUAUUGAUUGGGAAAUGUUAGAACAAAAGCAAGUUAGUCCUCCGUAUAAACCACGAUUAGAUUCUGAUCGUGAUCUUGCCAACUUCCCACCAGAAUUUACGGAUGAACCUGUUCACUUAACACCUGAUGACCUGCGUGUCAUCGAGAAAAUCGAUCAGUCCGAAUUCGAGGGUUUUGAAUACGUGAACCCGUUGCUGAUGUCACAAGAGGACAACGUGUGACACGAGGAGGACUGCGGCGAUUACGCCGCACCCCACAAUAUGCAGCAUUACCAUCACGAAGCCGACUGUCCCUGUUCGACGACCAUCGACUCGCCCCCAGACAACGGCAGGCCGCCGUCUAGGGGAUGGUUCUGCUUACCGCUCCGAUAAGUACCCCCCCCCCCCCCUUUAUUCAUAAAAAAAAAAAAUGUGAUUAUUAUAAUAAUAAAAAUCCGUCGUCGACGACGGCCAUAUUUAUUUUAUAUAUUAUUAUUAUAAAUAUUUAAUUAUUUGAUUAUAUAGUUACUCGCGUGUCCGUCGUCGGCGUCGACGGUUUUCAAUGGCUCAACUUAUUCUGACGAUUUAUCAUUUUCGGUUUGGACUUACUUAAAUUUGUUUUAAAAACCAAAUUCUAAAACGUUUUAGUUCCUCUUCGACACAUAUUACUCACUUAAUUUUCCAUUGUAUACAACAAAAAAUAUACAUAUGUUAUAUUUACGUAUAUAUAUAUAUAUAUAUAUUAUAUAUACCUAAGACGUAUAUGUUGCCGCAUCUCGUGUGUGUUUCGGAUACAACUUUUUACCGUAAACCUCGUUCGUCUAUAACACGUAUGUUUAAUAAAUGCAAAACAAACAUCGUUAUAACUUGUCUAUAGAUAUGACAAAACAAUAUGGCUCUCACACCCACCCACCCACCCACUCACUCGCCGACGACGGCCAGACAACAAAAUUGAUUCGCCGAUUUAACGAACCGUGUAGCACGUACUAACAUUAUUAUUAUUACUUCCACUAUACUAUUAUUAUUAUUACUAUUUAUUAGUGUUUUAACAUGUUUCUAUUCUUCGGGAAAAAGUGUUGUACCCCACCGUAUACGCCAGCCACGCCCUUUGUCCACAGACGAGGUUUGUUAAUGUGCACAAGUUUUGUGUAAAAAUGUCUGGCUCCCACCUACUAGACCCAUCCAUAACACACGCAUACAAAUAUUAACUGAUCUGAACCAUCGCGGUGGAUCGUGAUUUAUAUAUUAUAUAAAUAUAUAAUAUACGAAAAUAAAGAGCGAGGAAUGGAAAAAUCUUUUCACCUCCUCCCCUUAGUUUUGAUUUUUUGUGAAUUAUAAUAUCCAUUCAUUAUUGUUGUCGGUCGCUAAAUUUUAUGAAAAUCCAUCUCCCUGAACCGCGAAAUUCAUAAAUCAAAAUUGACGAUGAACGAUCAGGGUUCUGGUUUUUUUUUGUUACGCACGAGGACGCGUUUAGAUGGGUACAAUGCAUAAUAUUAUGCAAAAUGGUAUCCUACAAUGCUCAAUGAUUAAUAGUAAUAAUAAUAAUAAUAAUAAUAAAAUAUUUAGAUGAUCUAAUUACAUUCCUUAUUUAAAUUUACAA
Acyrthosiphon pisum (pea aphid) is the source of this 4663-nucleotide messenger RNA. It is a transcript of the gene aPKC, whose product is annotated as protein kinase C iota type. The record is from RefSeq and is a predicted model, not a curated record. Gene Ontology annotation, molecular function: ATP binding; protein serine/threonine kinase activity. Lineage: Eukaryota; Metazoa; Arthropoda; Insecta; Hemiptera; Aphididae. The coding region runs from base 1282 to 3306 and encodes 674 amino acids. The transcript has 12 exons. Gene Ontology annotation, biological process: establishment or maintenance of cell polarity; protein phosphorylation.